Molecule: messenger RNA, 2819 nt
Organism: Colius striatus (speckled mousebird)
Lineage: Eukaryota; Metazoa; Chordata; Aves; Coliiformes; Coliidae
Gene: SNAP91
Product: synaptosome associated protein 91
Exons: 29
Coding region: 114-2819 (901 amino acids)
Biological process (GO): clathrin-dependent endocytosis; synaptic vesicle budding from presynaptic endocytic zone membrane; clathrin coat assembly
Cellular component (GO): extrinsic component of presynaptic endocytic zone membrane; synaptic vesicle; clathrin-coated pit
Molecular function (GO): SNARE binding; clathrin heavy chain binding; 1-phosphatidylinositol binding
Source: RefSeq, a predicted model, not a curated record
CAGCGGCCGCGGCGGAAGGCGGCGGUGCCCUCCCCGAAGCGGCGGCAGCAGGAGGAGGACGGGAGGGAAGGACGCACUGACAGAGCAGGCAGCAGCAGGCACGCCAGUCGAAGAUGUCGGGUCAGACGCUGACAGAUCGAAUCGCAGCUGCUCAGUACAGCGUUACGGGAUCAGCCGUAGCCAGAGCCGUCUGCAAAGCCACCACGCAUGAAGUGAUGGGCCCCAAGAAAAAGCACCUGGACUACUUGAUCCAAGCAACUAAUGAAACAAACGUGAAUAUUCCUCAAAUGGCUGACACGCUUUUUGAGCGAGCAACAAAUAGUAGCUGGGUGGUGGUAUUCAAAGCUUUAGUUACCACACAUCAUCUAAUGGUUCAUGGCAAUGAGAGAUUUAUUCAGUACCUGGCAUCUAGAAACACAUUGUUCAAUCUCAGCAAUUUUCUGGACAAAAGUGGAUCUCAUGGUUAUGACAUGUCAACCUUUAUAAGACGUUAUAGUAGAUACUUGAAUGAAAAAGCAUUUUCCUACAGACAAAUGGCAUUUGACUUUGCAAGAGUGAAGAAAGGAGCUGACGGUGUAAUGAGGACAAUGGCUCCUGAGAAGCUGCUGAAGAGUAUGCCAAUAUUACAGGAACAAAUUGAUGCACUACUUGAAUUCGAUGUUCAUCCAAAUGAACUGACGAAUGGUGUCAUAAAUGCUGCAUUCAUGCUUCUAUUUAAAGAUCUCAUCAAACUUUUUGCUUGCUACAAUGAUGGGGUUAUUAACUUACUAGAGAAAUUUUUUGAAAUGAAAAAGGGGCAAUGUAAAGAUGCUCUUGAAAUCUACAAACGAUUUCUCACUCGAAUGACCAGAGUAUCAGAGUUUCUUAAAGUUGCAGAGCAAGUUGGAAUUGACAAAGGUGAUAUCCCUGAUCUUACACAGGCUCCUAGCAGUCUUAUGGAGACCCUUGAGCAACAUUUAAAUUCACUGGAAGGAAAAAAACCUGGCAACAAUGAAGGAUCUGGGGCUCCUUCUCCUCUGAGCAAGUCUUCUCCAGCCACAACUGUUACAUCUCCUAGUUCUACUCCAGCAAAAACUAUUGAUACAUCUCCUCCAGUUGAUCUUUUUGCAACUUCAUCUACAGCUGCUCCAGUCAGUUCUUCCAAACUAUCCAGUGAUCUUCUGGACCUUCAGCCAGAUUUUGCCGCUACUGGGCAGGCAGCUCCAGCAGCCCCUGCUGGAGCCACUUCGUGGGGAGACCUCUUGGGAGAGGAUAAUCUGGCUGCACUUUCCGGUGUUACCUCUGAGCCGCAGAUUUCAGAUCCAUUUGCCCCAGAGCCUAGUGCAACUACUACUGCAACUACUGAUACUACAACUACUUCAGCUGCUGCCGCUACAACUACAACUAUUACUUCUGCCACUGCUGAAGUGGAUCUCUUUGGAGAUGCCUUUGCAGCUUCUCCUGGGGAAGCCCCUGCAGCAGCUGAAGGGGCAGCAGCACCAGCUACCCCAACCCCUGUAGCAGCAGCUCUUGAUGCAUGUUCAGGAAAUGACCCCUUUGCCCCAUCCGAAGGUAGUGCAGAGGCUGCUCCUGAGCUGGACCUCUUUGCUAUGAAGCCAACAGAGACUGCUGUUCCUGUAGUUACCCCUACAACUAGUGCAGCCACUCCAGUUCCUGCAACAACUCCUUCUCCAGCUGCUGCUGUUGCUGCUGCUGCUACUGCUACUACAGCUACUGCCACUACCACUACCGCCACCACUACUGCUACCGCCACCACCUCCGCUCCUCCUGCUCUAGAUAUCUUUGGUGAUUUAUUUGAGUCUGCUCCUGAUGCACCUGCAGCACCUAAACCAGAUGCUACUCCUAGCAUAGAUCUCUUUGGUACAGAUGCUUUUUCAUCUCCACCACAUGGAGCUUCUCCUGUGCCUGAGAGUUCUCUCACUGCUGAUCUCUUAUCUGUGGAUGCAUUUGCAGCCCCUUCUCCUCUACCCACUGCCUCUCCAGCAAAGGUGGAUUCUUCAGGUGUGAUUGACCUAUUUGGUGAUGCUUUUGGAAGUAGUGCUUCUGAACCUCAGCCCACAACCCAGGCUGCUUCUAGUUCCUCAGCUUCUGCAGACCUACUUGCUGGCUUUGGAGGUUCUUUUAUUUCUCCCUCUCCAUCACCAUCCCCGGUCACUCCAGCUCAAACCAGCUUACUACAGCCUAACUUUGAUGCAGCUUUUGGGACAACAGCUCCAACGACUGGCAGUUCAUUUGAUGCAUCAGUGUUUGAUGGCUUAGGUGACCUUCUUAUGCCAACUAUGGUUCCUUCUGGUCAGUCUAUAGCACCUUCAGCCCCAGCAACGGUCCCUGCUUCAGCAGCAAGCAAAGGCCUCGGAAGUGAUCUUGAUUCAUCUCUUGCAAACUUAGUAGGCAAUCUUGGAAUUUCUGGUACUACUUCAAAAAAGGGAGACCUUCAGUGGAAUGCUGGAGAGAAAAAAUUAACAGGAGGGGCCAACUGGCAGCCAAAAGUAGCACCUGCGACAUGGUCAACUGGUGGUGUCCCAAGUGGUCCAUUGGCAGGAGCUGUGCCUCCAGCAAGUGCUGUUCCUGCCACAGGAGGUACUCCACCUGUCCCACAGCCGGGAGCAGCAUUUGGGAUGCCCCCAGCAGGCACAGGUGUGCCCAUGAUGCCCCAGCAGCCAGUUAUGUACGGGCAGCCUAUGAUGAGGCCACCGUUUGGAGCUGCCACUGGCCCCGGUGUACAGCUUUCUCCAAGCCCAACUCCUGCUACUCAGAGUCCCAAGAAACCUCCAACAAAGGACCCAUUAGCGGAUCUUAACAUCAAGGAUUUCUUGUAA